This is a messenger RNA of Rhagoletis pomonella (apple maggot), 702 nucleotides long. RefSeq lists its product as uncharacterized. The coding region runs from base 1 to 702 and encodes 233 amino acids. Lineage: Eukaryota; Metazoa; Arthropoda; Insecta; Diptera; Tephritidae. The record is from RefSeq and is a predicted model, not a curated record. The transcript has a single exon.
AUGGUUGGCGGCGUAUACACUGGAGGUUACGACCAACUAUGGGCGGAAUUGAAGAGGAGGUACGACAAUCCCAGGCGUUUGGUUGAGUCACAUGUGAAUUGGUUGUUGGACUUGCCUGAACACCCAGCACUUACGCAACGCAAUGGUCGGAAUGUAAUCGAUGUAGUACGCAGUACCUUAUGUGCACUUAGCGUGAUGGGCUUGGCCACCGACCAUUGGGACGCCAUCGUUUAUCCUAUUGUUCUCCGUAAAUUACCAACAUCGGCGGUCACGCACUGGACCGUUCUGAGUCAUUCAGAUACUCUGCCGCAGCUGCCAAAAAUGCUUGAGGAGAUUGAGACCUAUGCCGACACUUUAAGGAGCAGCUCUACCGUACCGCCCAGGCACUCGGCAACAUUUCGUACCGCACAGUCACAUAUGGUGAUGCCCAAAUCUUCAAGCGCCAACAUGAGAUCAGCAAUGACCUGCCCAAGAUGCGCCGAGCCACAUCGUAUAUCAAGAUGCCCUCAAUUUCGAGCAUUAAGUCUGGAUCAACGUUUGCACUGGGUACGCCAAGCAACGUUAUGCUUCAACUGCUUGGGACCAGGUCACUCGGCCUGUGACUGUAACUCGGGGAAUUGCGACAACUGUAAGCAGAAACACAACACCAUGCUUUGUAAGGCAGCUCCGCAAGGCGAGCAUUUACAAACACCAGCUCAGUAG